CUACCGAAACGGACGUUGAGUUGAACACUGAAAGCCAUGCGUUCACUGCAAAAGUCAAACACUUUUUUUUGGUGCAAUCGUCACGUUAUUAGUGAACGGCCCGUGUGUUUGGGGCGCAAAUCUGUGGCCAUUUUGUGCGACACAACGCAUGUCUGUCACCGCAACUGAUCCACAACUUGUGGUCUGUCUUCACACCUGAUUCACACGCCAUUCACACACAGACAUCAGCCAUGAGUGCGGAUCCGAUCGCAGUUAUCCAGCAGUCAGUGGUGGCCACGACUACGGCCACAGACACUGACGCCACGAUCGAUGCCAUCACUGCCGCCACCACUACCUCAUCGACAGCGGCGGCCGCGAAGGUGUCGCUGAAGACGUCGACGGCCAGCGCUCUGACUGUGGACCAGAAGCGGCAGUUGAGGGCAAACAAGUUCGCCGACAAUCGGCUCCAGGAGAGGGCCAAUAGGUUUGGCACGAACUCGAGCGCCAACCCCUCCAACAGCACCGCCUCUUCGGCGCCCGCAUCGGCCAACGCGUCCGUUGUGGACGAGAAGCUGAAGCUGAGGGCCAACAGGUUUGGCACCGUUUGCGAGACACUGAAGAAAGUGGAGGACAGCGAGCGCUUGAAUAAGAGGAAAGAGAGGUUCGGUGUGACGACUACCAGUCCAUCGGUGGCCGCGAAGGGAACGCAAGCCAUACAGAAGAAGACGACAGUAUCGGACAAGAAGCAGCAACGGUUAGCCCGGUUUGGCGCCACUUAAGACACGAUGACUACAACGGUUGGAGUUUGCGAUUUAUUGAUCAUUGAAUGACUGAUGAUAUCACAUAUGAUUGAUUGGAUUUGUAUGACUGUAUGACUUGUUUUUUGUAAUUUAUAAUAAGUUUAUUGUAUUUCGAGUGAACGACUGUGUCUUAAAAAGACUAUUUUGUAUCCGA
Oppiella nova is the source of this 933-nucleotide messenger RNA. NCBI's taxonomy places the organism in Eukaryota, Metazoa, Arthropoda, Arachnida, Sarcoptiformes, Oppiidae. The record is from the annotation of a GenBank genome assembly.